Messenger RNA from Vicugna pacos (alpaca), 2107 nucleotides. The record is from RefSeq and is a predicted model, not a curated record. Lineage: Eukaryota; Metazoa; Chordata; Mammalia; Artiodactyla; Camelidae.
GAAGAAAAGAAUGAGAAUACUUUUCAGGAGAGGAAAGAAGCAAGGAUUGUUUUUCCAAUGUUGGUUUCAUAAGAAGACUGUUGAGGUCAUUACCAGCACAGUCUCAUUUGCAUUCGAGGACACUCCGAAGCCUUCUCCAUGUCCUUUCAUACAGAUGGCCUGAGGAUUGUAGGGGAGGUGGCUGUGAAAACCAUCUUUCAGCUGCAGAUGAUAGCUGGGGCCCAGGCCAAUGUCAUUCUUUUCUUCUGCAACAUCUCUCCAGUCUUACUGGGACACAAGCAGAGACCCACACACGUGAUUCUGACCCACAUGGCCGUGUCCAAUCUCUUGGUUCUUCUCUCCUCGAGAAUUCCCUACACAAUGGCAGCCUUUGUUUUGAGGAACCCCCUUUCCAGUCUUGGGUGUAAAUCUGUAUAUUAUAUACACAGAGUGGCUCGAAGCACCACCCUUUGCUCCACCUGUGUCCUGAGCACCUAUCAGUUCUUCACUCUCAACCCCAGGAGAGUGGAGUGGACGAUGCUCAGAGGAAGAGCCCCCAAGCUCAUUGGUCCUUCCUGUUGUACCUGCUGGAUUUUCAGUGUCUUAUUGAAUGUCUAUAUUCCUGUGACAGUCACUGGUCCACUGGACAUGAAAAAUGAUACUGACACUCAAGGAAAGUGGUUUUGUUCAUCUUCAGGUCACCACACAAACCUUGUCAUCCUGUGGUCCAUCUCGGAUGUCAUGUUUAUUAGUCUCCUGAUCUGGUCCAGUGGCUCCAUGAUGCUUCUCCUGCACAGGCACCAGCUGAAAAUGCAGUGUAUUCACAUCCCCACUGGGUACCACAGAUGCCCCCCAGAGAUUAGAGCCACCCACACCAUCCUGAUGAUCGUGGUCUCCUUUGUCAUCUCCUAUGUGCUGAAUUCCAUUUUUACUCUUUAUAUCCUUGUCCAUUUAAAUUACAAACUAUGGUUGCAACAGAUCUGUCACGUGUUGGCUUCAUGUUUCCCCACGUUUAGCCCCUUCCUGCUGCUCCUUAGGGAUCCUAGGUUUCCUAGAUUCUGCUCUUGACUUCUUAGAAAUUAAAUUUGAAAUGAAGAAUAUAUAGAAGACAGCUUUGCUAAUAACCAGAAUUACUCUAUUCUGUAACUGUUUACUCAGUGCCAUUUUUGAGAUAUGAUUAGCAUGUAAUGUUCUACUGGUUUCAAUUGGCACAACAUAAUUAUUCUAUAUUUGUACAUAUUGUAAAGUAUCACCGCAGCAAGGGUGAGCUGCUGUAUUCAUACACAGAUAAAAAAUUAGUUUUCUUGUGAUGAGAUUUACUCUUUCAGCAAAUUUGAAAAGAUUACAAUACAGUAUCAUUAACUGCAGUUCCCAUAAUGCACCCUAUAUCCUUAUGACUUAUUGAACACUUAGAUAUUUACACCUGUUGAUGUUUGUAACCAGGCUUAAAUUGUUACAUAAAAUACACUGAACUUGGAAGGUCAAUUUAAUAACACUGCUGCAUUGGUGUAGCUGAAGUCAACCCAUCAAAUUAUUAGCUACAGAGAGUUUAAAAUAAUUGAGGAAGCCAGUUUGCCUCUUGAUCAAUACAACUGUCUGGAAGCAGUCUCCUUUCUUAAGAAAUACUUUGACUGUUUCUACACUUUUUAUCUCAGUGUGGCUCUGCUUAAUACCUGAAAUGCACUGGCAUGUAAUCCAAUAUCAGUCCUGGUAAAUGUAAUUCCAGGGAGGGUGGAGACGUCUCACAGAUGAAGAUAUGAAACAUGCAUAAAAGGAGGUGUUUUUCUACGUUACCUUGAAUCUUUAUUUAACUCAUGUUUUUCCAAAAAGCUAUAGAGAAAAAAGCGAUGAUGUUCAAUUGAUUGCUUGACUUUUAACCUGGAUGUUCUUUACAUGGUUGACCCUCAGUAACUGUAGUUGAUUACAUGGUUGAAGUGAUGUGAAAGGAGUCAAAAUUGCCCUCUUUAUAGUUGUCACAUUUGUCAUUCAGAAGUUUAGUUUUCAUCAUUGAAAAACAAAAAUGUAGUUUUUAGUUUUGCAUCUGUACUACCAAGCUUUUUCUCUCUUUGUUUUUCCUUCUGUCUUCUUUGGGACAGUCUGGUACAUUCAAUGUAGCAUUAAAAUUUUG